GGCCCCCGCAUUCCGGGCAUAGCAGCGCCCGGGCCGGCCCCCGCUGCCGGCGGGACGCCCAGAGCCGCCGCCGCGCUCCCCGGGCAGGACCGCCGCCGCCCCGCUCCGCCAUGCCCCGGUGCCUCAGCGUGGCCGGUUGCUGCUAAGGUCCUUGGGGACGCCCUUCUCGGGUGGAAACGUGGCUUUGCCGACGGCGCGGGCGGAGAUGAGGACAGCGGAAGACUCGAACGGGACGGUCCUGCACCGCCUGAUCCAGGAGCAGCUGCGCUAUGGGAACCUCACGGAGAACCGCACGCUGCUGGCCAUCCAGCAGCAGGCCCUGCGCGGCGGCGGAGGGGCUGGUAGCCCCCGCUCCUCCCUGGAGAGCCUCAGCCCGGAGGAGAGCCAAAUGGUGCAGCAAUCCACGCGGCAGGAGCCCCAGGGCCAGGAGCAUCACUCCGACCACGUCUACUUGGAGAACAGCGUCUAUCGGCUCUGCCAGCCCCAGCACAAGGGCGAAGAGCUCCCCAGCUACGAGGAGGCCAAGGCGCAUUCUCAGUACUUCGCCUCGCAGAGGGGUGGGCAGCAGCCCACAGUGGCCAGCCCGGGGAUUCGGGGUGAAAACAGUCCGCGCGGGGCUGAGAGCGGCGCCCGACGUCCCGACGAGGGGCUGAAGGACCUGAAGCACGGCCACGUGCGGUCGCUGAGCGAGCGGCUGAUGCGGAUGUCGCUGGAGAGGAACGGGGCCAAAGCGCAGAGCCCCAUCAGCGCCUCCCACAGCUACCCCCAGCUCUCCCGCCACCACCAGCUCGCUGCCCUCCGAGUGCAGCACCCUGAGGGGCCCGAGCCGCGGGGACCCCCCCCGGAGUAUCCCUACGUCAUCCCAUCCCAGGACACUUACCUGGCUGAACCCCGACCCUGCUCCCGGGAAGGUCCUGGAUUUCAGCAUCCCGAAAUCAGGGUGCUGCCCACCAACAUCCCUGCCGCGUUCCUGCCGCCGCCGGGCACCCUGUGCCCGGGCAGCCUGGGUCCGGCCAGCGUGGAGGCCCUGGUGAGCGCCCAGGCGGUCUCGGCCGGCAGCCGGCUGGCCCGGGCAGACGCCGUCCUGCGGGAGAACGAGAGGCUGCAGCGGGAGAGCGAGAAGCUGCGGCGGGAGCUGGAGAGCUGCGCCGAGAAGGCCAGCCGCAUCCAGAAGCUGGAGAGCGAGAUCCAGCGCAUCUCGGAGGAUUACGAAAACCUCGUCAAGGCGUCUUCCAAGCGGGAAGCCUUGGAGAAAGCCAUGAGGAACAAGAGAGACGGCGAGAUGCGACGGCUCCAGGACUUCAACCGGGACCUGAAAGAGCGGUUGGAAUCGGCGAACAAGCAGCUGGCCAGCAAGACCCAGGAAAGCCAGGAGAGCAACCAGGGCAGCGUGGCCAAACUCCUGGCGCAGAGCUACGAGCACCAGCAGGAGAAGGAGAAGCUGGAGCGGGAGGUGUCCCUGCUGCGCAGCGCCAAUGAGGACCAGCGGCGGCGGGCAGAGCUGCUGGAGCAGGCGCUGGGCAGCGCCCAGGCGCGGGCGGCCAAGGCGGAGGCCGAGCUGCGGAAGAAGCGAGCCUACGUGGAGAAGGUGGAGCGGCUGCAGGCAGCCCUGGGCCAGCUCCAGGCUGCCUGCGAGAAGCGGGAGCAGCUGGAGCUGCGGCUCCGCACCCGCCUGGAGCAGGAGCUGAAGAUGCUGCGGGCUCAGCAGAGGCAAGCGGGCGCCGUGGGCGGGGGGACGCCGGAGCUGAGCGCCCACACGCUCUCCGAGCAGCUGAGGGAGAAGGAGGAGAAGAUCCUGGCCCUGGAGGCGGACAUGACCAAGUGGGAGCAGAAGUACCUGGAGGAGUGCACCAUGCGGCAGUUCGCCAUGGAUGCCGCCGCCACCGCAGCCGCCCAGCGGGACACCACCCUCAUCAGCCAUUCCCCGCGGCACUCCCCCAACAGCAGCUUCAACGAGGACCUCCUCCUGGCCAGCCACAAGCACCAGGAGAUGGAGAACAGGUUAAAAGCCCUUCAUGCCCAAAUCCUGGAGAAGGAUGCCGUCAUCAAGGUCCUGCAGCAGCGCUCGCGCAGGGACCCCAGCAAAACCCUCCAAGGCUCCCUGCGGCCGGCCAAGUCCGUGCCCUCCGUCUUCGUCGCCUCCGCCGCCCCGAGCUGGACGGGGGGUGGCCAGAGCGACCGGCUGGCUGAGGGCAACUCCCGGGGCAGCACAGCAGGCAAAGCCAGUGCUGAAGGGGCAGCAGCGCCCGCUGCCCUCCCCCUGCCCUCCCACUCCAAGCACGGCAGCAAGGACGGCAGCACGCAGACUGACGGGGCAGCCGAGAGCAGCCAGGGUGAGGGCACCGAGCGCCCGGCCGGUUCGCUGGAGAGCUCAGCCGCUGCCCGAGCCCCGGACCUGGCCGACAUGGUGGAGAUCCUGAUUUAAGGCCGCCCGGGGGUUGCCCACCAGCCCCUCUGCUCGCCCUGCCUGCACCCACCCGGGACGGAGGAGCCCGCGGGAAGGAGGACCGAGCCUGGAGCUCAGCGGUGGCCCCGCGGCCGGUCUCGGCGGGUGGCCCCGGUGUGUGGGAGGGCCACCGUCCCCGCUCAGCACCCACAUGGGUCCCCAGCUGCGCGGGGCGCGCUGGAGCCUGGGGACGCUGCGGUGGCGGCAGGGCCUCGCCACCCCCCUGUAGAUACACCCGGGUUUUGUACGACAGGAGCAAACGUAUUUAUCGUUUCCGCCUCUUCUCCUUCCCGAGGCAGGGGGAGUUUCUUCCCACCCUCUCCCUCCUUGGCUCCAUCCCCAUCCCAACUCCAUCUGGCUCUGGUUCUUGGCCAUCCGCACCCACCCGGCUGCUUGGCCUUCGACUGGAAAAUCCCUCCCUGUUUGCCAAACUGUACACGAGCCGAUGUCUUUGCGAGAGGGCAGAGCAGGGAGGGAUCCUCUGUGGCUCCCGUUGUCCGCCUGGAUGCAUGUGGCCAAGCCAAGCGCCGGGAGCCCCAAACCUCCAUCCAUCACCUGCAUCCCGCCUCGGGGUUUUCCUCAUGGGCGGGCGAGGGUUCAGGAUGGGGUGGUGGCGAAGCAAAAGAGAAAAUGCCAAUGGAGGGAAUGAAAGGUGGAGGAGAAAUCCCCUUGAAACCGGAGGUGAAACGCUCGGAGUGAACUGAGGACGGCUGAUGGAGGCGGUGGGACGCGCCACCCUUCUCGUGGCUUCAUCCCGCCGCCACAUCCCCCGGCUACCGGCAGCUGGCUUCUGCCCGUAGCCAGCUCCGACGUCUCGCUCCUCUGAGCUCGGAUGCUUCCCGUCCUUGCCCUUUGUGUAAAUAUAUAUAUUUUUUUUCCCCUUUUCUUUCUUCUUCAAACAUAUGCAUUUGCUGGACAACUGCAUUUUUUAUUUUUCUCUCCCAGACACGUAAAAAAUGCGUUCGGUUCUCGUGCAUUGUUUACAAAGUGGAAAACAAACAAACAAAAAAUUAUGAAAGAGGAAAAAAAAAACACACCCCACAACUUAAUAUAUUUUAUAUUAAUAUUGGUAUUUCUUUUUAAGUAUUGUUUUUUUCGUGCUGUGAACUUUGUUUUUUUUUCCCUGCCAAAGACGACGAGUUCUUGUUUGUGUGUUUUAAGUUAUCUUAAGUAUUUAAACGUAAACCUGGCUGUUUCGUUAUGCCGCCCUAUACCGAGAUUGCUGUAGCAUUCCACUUGGUAUAACAAUAUUUUAAUAAAAAAACCCCAAA
Molecule: messenger RNA, 3717 nt
Organism: Chroicocephalus ridibundus (black-headed gull)
Lineage: Eukaryota; Metazoa; Chordata; Aves; Charadriiformes; Laridae
Gene: AMOTL2
Product: angiomotin like 2
Exons: 10
Coding region: 206-2425 (739 amino acids)
Biological process (GO): angiogenesis; establishment of cell polarity involved in ameboidal cell migration; actin cytoskeleton organization
Cellular component (GO): plasma membrane; cytoplasmic vesicle; bicellular tight junction
Source: RefSeq, a predicted model, not a curated record